Molecule: messenger RNA, 380 nt
Organism: Prionailurus viverrinus (fishing cat)
Lineage: Eukaryota; Metazoa; Chordata; Mammalia; Carnivora; Felidae
Gene: GUCA2B
Product: guanylate cyclase activator 2B
Exons: 3
Coding region: 1-339 (112 amino acids)
Cellular component (GO): extracellular region
Molecular function (GO): guanylate cyclase activator activity
Source: RefSeq, a predicted model, not a curated record
AUGCGCGGCAGGAUGGCGUCAGGACUCCUGUCCGGGAUGGCUGUGUUCCUCCUGGUGCUCCUGCAGGGCACACAGUCAGUCUACAUUCAGUACCAAGGCUUCCAGGUCCAGCUGGAAUCAGUGAAGAAGCUGAGUAACCUGGAGCAGCAGUGGCUGCCUAACCCCCGCCUCCAGGCCCAGAGCCUCGUGCCCUCCGUGUGUCACCACCCGGCCCUGCCACAGGACCUCCAGCCCAUCUGUGCAUCCAGGGAAGCUGCCAGCGUCUUCCAGGCUUUGAGGACCAUGGCUAAUGACGACUGUGAGCUGUGUGUGAAUGUCGCCUGUACCGGCUGCCUCUGAGAUGGCUGGGCGCCCUGAGCCCACCCCGGACACUUUGUCCC